GAUUUCCAGGAGACUUGAAUCCAGCUCUACAAUCAUGAAACUCAUCAUCUUGUUCGCCCUGUUUGCGAUAGCCAUCGCCCAGGAUAGCUAUCCCACCAAGUACGACAACAUCGAUGUGGAUGAAAUUCUCAGCUCGGACCGUCUCUUCAAGAACUACUUUAACUGUCUGAUGGAAGCCGGACCGUGCACCCCGGAAGGAAACGAGCUGAAGAAGUAUUUGCCGGAUGCCAUUGCAACGGGAUGUUCCAAGUGUAACGAGAAGCAACGCGAGGUGACGGCUAAAGUGGCUAAGUUCUUGAUCGAGCAGCGCCCGAACGAGUGGAAUUCUCUGCGAGGAAAGUAUGAUCCUGAUAACACUUUCGCCGAAAAAUACAAGGAUGAGGCGGCCAAGUUCGGAAUCAAACUGUAAACACGUAUGAAAGCAAUAGCUUUGUGUACUGUCGACUAAAACUUUUUGCCCAAUGAAUUUGAAUAAAACGAUUGCAUAAUGAGACUCCUUGUUUUGUUUUUCGAAAAUCUGGGUUUAGAACUUAGCGAAAUUCGAAAUAUUUUCCGAGAAUCCUUGUUUGCUUAUUCGAAAUCGGAAAGUAUUUUUUAAAGUUUCACAAGGAAAAUCACUUC
Messenger RNA from Aedes albopictus (Asian tiger mosquito), 621 nucleotides. RefSeq names its product ejaculatory bulb-specific protein 3-like. The transcript has a single exon. Lineage: Eukaryota; Metazoa; Arthropoda; Insecta; Diptera; Culicidae. Bases 35 to 409 code for a protein of 124 amino acids. The record is from RefSeq and is a predicted model, not a curated record.